GGUUUUAUUUCUUCAGGUUCUUUCUGUUAGAUUCUGUAGAGGGUUUGCUAGUCCUGCAGCUGUCUGUUGGUAGAAUUAUACGCAAUAAGCUUCGAUCGGUCAUCUCUGGAGGAUUAUUUGUUCUUGUUGUAAAUAUUAAGUCGGUCUUUCGAUUACCCAUCGAAACAUGCAAUGCCGGCGCUUUAUCAUCGAAGAUUUCGUGAUUUUCUGGAGGACAGUGAGUAAAGCUCCCUCGGAGAUUCUUGUAAAUAACCAGCAAGAAAGGUGACAAUCAAGAGUCUUUGACCAAAUGGCGACAGGACUGUGCGAAAAGAGACAGCCACGACGUCAGAGUAAAGAACAUGAAAAUUUAGUUCGCUUUGCUUUGAGUGGGCUCUCCUGCAUGUGCGCAGCAACAGUUACAAAUCCUAUAGAUGUAAUUAAGACUCGCAUGCAGCUUGAUAAUGAAUUGGGCUCCCAACAUGAAAGCAGAAACAUAUUUCAUAACCGUUACUAUCGUGGUUUGGUUCGAGGGGCAGCAAGAAUUGCUCAUGAGGAAGGGAUACGUGGUCUGUACAAAGGUAUCACUCCCUCACUGAUGAGAGAAGCCAGUUACAGUACACUGCGACUAGGCUUGUAUGAACCUCUGAAAGAGUGGUUUGGAGCAACAGACCCUGCACACACACCACUGUGGAAAAAGGUCUGUUCUGGAGCAAUUGCUGGCGCAAUUGGAAGUGCCAUAGCUUGCCCUACUGAUGUGGUAAAGAUCCGUUUGAUGGCACUACCAUCUGGAAAUAAAUGGGAGUAUAGACACACAUUUCAUGCAUUUCAAGCAAUUGUUGCCAAUGAAGGAAUUCGUGGACUUUGGACAGGUGUGAAUGCUACAGUGAAAAGGUCUGCACUUGUAUCAGCUACAGCUGUAUCUUCAUAUGAUCAUGCCAAACAUAAAAUAUUAAAUGCUGGACUUCUUCAGGAAGGACCUGUUCUGCACAUAAUGGCUUCCUCCAUAGCAGGAUUUGUGACAAACUGUGUCUCAUCACCAAUAGACAUGGUGCGCACCAGGUAUAUGAAUCAAAAGAAGGAUUGCAACAAGAAACCACUGCUUUACAGAGGAACGAUAGACUGUAUAGCAAAGACAGUUCACAAAGAAGGGCUUUUUGGUCUCUAUAAAGGGUUUAUACCAAACUGGACAAGAACUGGAACUCACACAGUUGUAACAUUCUUUGUUUUUGAACAGUUGCGGGCUUUUGUGGGGUUGAAGCCAAUGUAACUGAUAUAUUGUAGUUUACCUAUACUUAAUGUAGUAAGUUUGGUUCAAUGUGCAGUAUGCAAAUAUCCUUUAAAUCAAAGUAAUUAUCUCAUAAUUUGAAACAUUUUUGCUGUUGGAGGAGAAAUCGAAAUGUUCUUAGGGUGCUUAUUCAAAUUGUGCUAGCAACAUGCUCAGCAGCCAAACUACUUCAUUGAAAAAAAGAAACAAAAAACAAUUGUUGAGAAGCUUGAAUACUAAGCUCCAGGGUAAGGUGAGGGUAAGGAGGAAGGGGUGGGUGGAGGGAUUUGUGGAGAGAAAAAGAAAACUUAGCAACAAACCUCUAGAGAACUUACCAGGUAGGAUCAUAAAAAAACAGAGACAGUUAUGGCGUCGUACAUAGACAUCUGAUUUCUAUUUUUUAUAUCUGAUUCCUAUUUUUUAUAUUUAUAUAUUCAUGUAAACUAGCCGUCCAGGCCUCAACAAGAUGUUUUUUUUUUAAUUGAAAUUCCACUCAAAAAUCAAGGUUUAUUUGCAUUCACGUAAAACAAUACUAAUAGUGCUUGCCAUUUUUAAAGAGGCGUUUUAAAUUUUGUUCCAUUCCGUCACACUCCUUUUUUUUGGUACAUAACAAUAAAUUUGGCUUUUUGUUGUUCACUGUAUGAACACUUCUAUUAGUAAUUUAGGCUAAGUUUAUCAUUGUUAAGGGAGCCUUAAAACGUCUUACGUUUGACACUGAAAUUACUGUCAUGAAAUAAAUUUUUAGUAUUGUCAA
Molecule: messenger RNA, 2000 nt
Organism: Pocillopora damicornis (cauliflower coral)
Lineage: Eukaryota; Metazoa; Cnidaria; Anthozoa; Scleractinia; Pocilloporidae
Product: mitochondrial substrate carrier family protein ucpB
Source: RefSeq, a predicted model, not a curated record